AAACGACAAGCAUACCUACUUGUACUUCCAGUAUGCACCUUUUGGUAUUCUGGCUUUUUCUUUGUCACGAUUCAUUGGCGGCUCAGGCUCUCAAAAGCCGUGCUGUUCCACCAGGCGAUACUCCUUUCAGGUUCUGCAACGAUACAAAAAACGCCGACAUAUUCACCAUUGGGCUCAUUCAGUUGGAUCCGAAGCCUGUACUGAUAGAUCAAGUAUUCCAUGUGAAUGCUUAUGGAAACUUUUCAAAGGAUGUUCCGGGAAAUUCAACGCUAAAGGCCCACGGAGUCUACGAGAACUAUCAUCCAGGCCACAACUUCACUACUAAUUUCUGCGACUACGUAGUCUCAAUCGACCAAAUAGGGAAUGAUCAGUGUCCACCCAAGAAAGGCCCGGCCUUGGUUGUAUUUGAGGGCUUUACUUCGCCGUGGGAUUUGCCAUUCGGUCACUACUCGUGGAGAUUCGAAGCUUUUACACCUCAGCAAGAGAGACUCUUUUGUGUCGAAGCGGACGUGUGUCUAGAUCGGGAUGAUGACGAUCCACGGAAUGGCGAUACAUGUCCACCAGUGAAGGAAAGGGGCAGCUAUAUUAGGGAAUUGCAGCAUUUUAUAGCGAACAGAUAGCUGUCCUACUACUAUAUCUCAAGAUGAAUUGCUGGGAACCUAGCAGAACUCCAGUCCGGUAAAUUAGCUAAACUUAA
Trematosphaeria pertusa is the source of this 697-nucleotide messenger RNA. RefSeq lists its product as uncharacterized. The record is from RefSeq and is a predicted model, not a curated record. Lineage: Eukaryota; Fungi; Ascomycota; Dothideomycetes; Pleosporales; Trematosphaeriaceae. Bases 33 to 620 code for a protein of 195 amino acids. The transcript is spliced from 4 exons.